AUAUUAAGAAUUAUGGUUUUAUUCAUACAAAAGAGGGUUCUGACAAAUUACCCAUCAAUUGGUACAAGGAUCCACGCCUCGAUAUUUCUAUCGUGUGUGAUUAAUUAUGAAAAAUGCGUCACAUUGUAAUAAGGGCUAUCGGUGCCAGAUCAAAACAUUAAAAACAUUCCAAAGGUGUUYGGGUCAUCCGUAUUUGUGCAUUCUACUCUCUCAGAUAACCCCUAAUAAUUUCUAUAGUGUGUUUAAUGACAAAAGGAUUAGGUGCGUGCUCCGAAUAUAUCAGCUUGCUCGGGAUGGAGAUAAGCCACAAGAGCCUGAAACGGAUCCGUGGCACACGACAUGCCUCUUUUAUUUAUGUCGAAGCAUGUAAAAAAUUCAACACCGCAAGCUAUUAAUUAUUACACUAGACCGGCAUUUGCUUUAUCACAUUUUAUUAGGACAAGCAACUCACACAUUUCAUUAUCGCAGCUUUCCCGACAAAAAUCUUAUCGCAAAGAGACAAUUAACCAUUGAGAAGCAGCUGAUCACUUGGAAAUUUACUUUAUCCAACUCCUGAAUAUUCAAUUUCAGUCAAAUCUCAAACUUUUUGUCUUUGAUCAAGACUUGGUUAAUUUUUUAAACAUUUUUAUUACUCUUGUUAUGGUAUGGUUCUGCUAAUUUGCUGUAACAUAUGGGCAUAAUGCUCAACGUCAUGAGUAAAGAGACAGUUUGAAUACACCUAUAAUUAACCUUGAAGUGUUUUAAUGUGAAUGAAAUUAUUUUAAAAGCACGUACGCUUAAUGACCAUUAAAACCAAUUAAUCUUUUUGUUAGCAUCCUAGUUUCUUACUUAUAAUUGGUGCUUAAGAAUGGUAAACAAUUGUGCUCCUUUCUGAUUUACAAUUGUUAAAAUAAAAAAUUAACAAAGUAAAAUAAAUAAAAAUUUUGACAUUGCUAAUUGUUAUUUUUCACUUACAUAAUGAAAUUUUUGAAAUUAAAAAUGAAAUUUGCGYKUAAUAGGCACAAAUAGCCAUCGUCACAGAUUAGAUCAUUUGGAGUAAACCUUGGUGUUAUGUUAAGUAUGAGCGUGUUGUUGUGUUUGAGCACCACAUCCACUGAUGAUAGUUGUAGUAGAUAAAUAUUGUAUGUAACACUAAAGUGCACUUGGAGAGGAUUUGAACAUCACAAGAAGAGGUCGGGUCAUGCACUACUGCGAUCUCGUUCGCGUGGAGUAGAUGUCGAAGUGAGAAGCAUCAGCAGCAAAUACAUACGUAACGUAGUUUCGGUUGUUGUAGUAUAAGAAAGAGUAUUGUGGUAUAGUCAGAUGCGAGUAGAAGUGUGAGUAGUCCCCCCGCGCGUCGGCGCCCCCACCACAGUCUCGGAACGCCCCUUGGCCUAUCGUGACCCGGCUGUGAACCAAGGACCUCCCCGGACCGCCCAGGCCAAGUCGGUGUCGGGCCCGAGACCGAAAGGUCACUAGUAGAGGCUAGAGUGUGCCGUGGGGUUGACCUAUCACCUCCGACGCGAGAUACGUGCUCAGCUCGAAGCCGCGAACGUCAAGUGCAAGUCCGUGAACGGCUCACCCAGGAGUCGGCGAUCUGGUGAACUGGUGAACUGUGAACUCGGUGUCGACGGUCAUGAGGGCGCGCGAGAGUGCGUGAGUGACGUGGAUCCGCCGGACGUCGCCAUGGCUUUGGUGGCCAGCUCCUGGCGCGAGUCCUCGCUCGUCAACCCCAUUCCCACCAGCCUGAACUCGCUGCCCAACGGACUUAAUCCGCUGCCACCGACCGCCAACCUAACUGCGCUACCCACCAACAUCAACCCCAUCACGCUGGAAAACCCAGAUCUCGCGCUCGUCAACCGGCAAACUCCCUCGCAAAACUCCCAGAACAGCGCCACCAGUGCCGACAAGAACCAGAACAUCGAGUGCGUUGUUUGCGGGGAUAAAAGCUCGGGGAAGCACUAUGGACAAUUCACGUGUGAAGGUUGCAAGUCAUUUUUCAAGAGGAGUGUUCGAAGGAAUCUAACAUAUUCGUGUCGAGGAAGCAGGAAUUGCCCUAUCGACCAACACCACAGGAAUCAAUGUCAAUACUGUCGCCUCAAAAAAUGUAUGAAGAUGGGAAUGAGGAGAGAAGGAAAGAUCGAUUUCUGGUCGACAUCUUCAGGGCAACGUCGUCGGCCGAAAGCGACCGUCCAGCGYGGUCGAGUGCCCCCAUCUCAGCCAGCUCUUCCAGGUUUACCAAAUCAAUUUCUCAACUCCACCGAUUCUGUAACCUCAUCUCUAAGUAAUCACACUUACCUUAGUAGUUACAUAUCGUUGUUACUAAGGGCAGAGCCUUAUCCUACAAGUCGGUAUGGACAAUGCAUACAAGCAAAUAAUAUCAUGGGUAUUGACAAUAUCUGCGAAUUGGCAGCGCGUCUCCUGUUUUCAGCGGUAGAAUGGGCGAGAAAUAUCCCAUUUUUUCCCGACUUACAAGUCACAGAUCAGGUUGCUUUACUACGAUUAGUAUGGUCAGAAUUGUUCGUUUUAAAUGCUAGUCAGUGUUCAAUGCCACUUCAUGUGGCACCACUGAUAGCAGCAGCGGGUCUACAUGCAUCACCAAUGUGUGCAGAUCGAGUUGUACAAUUUAUGGAUCAUAUUAGGAUAUUUCAGGAACAAGUAGAAAAAUUAAAAGCACUUCACGUCGAUUCAGCUGAAUAUUCAUGCCUUAAAGCUAUAGUCCUUUUUACGACUGAUGCCUGCGGUUUGAGCGACGUGGCCCAUAUCGAGUCCAUCCAGGAAAAAUCCCAGUGCGCCCUGGAGGAGUAUUGCCGGUCGCAGUACCCCAACCAGCCUACUAGAUUCGGCAAAUUACUCCUGCGACUCCCCAGUUUACGGACAGUCAGUUCUGCGGUCAUAGAACAGUUGUUUUUUGUAAGGUUGGUAGGAAAAACUCCUAUUGAAACCUUGAUAAGAGACAUGUUACUCUCUGGAAGCUCGUUUUCGUGGCCGUACAUGUGAUACUUGAAACUAUACUAGGUGUACUAGUCAAAAGUAUGGAAGCGGCUCAUAGACUUCCUAGUGAUAUCCCAUGAUAACAGUGUUUCUGGUGGUAGUGAGAGGUGGGGCAAUACAAGCGAAUCACAUAUCAAAGAAGUAAGGUCAACUUGAUAUCACAUUGCCAAAAAACAACUGAGUUAAGGCUCGGAUCAAUUAUGUUCCUUUUUAUAUGACGAAUCAGUUUAAAGUGGAAAUAUAAUUACUUUACCACGUAUAUAAAUGUGUAUUAGUAAUAUAUUUUACUGGAAUUUGUAUCAUAUGUAAAUACGUAGGUUUUUCUCACGAGAAGCGUUAUUAUUGUUUUGAUUUUCCCAAUUUAGUCAGUGUUCACAUUUGUUUUUUAUGGUUUAAGUAGUUAUUUGUUAUUAGUUGUUAUCAUGAUUGUUGUUAUGACUUUUCACUUAUUUUUUAUAAUUUAUCUUCUCUUAAUACGAUAGAUGGCCAGUUUUUGUAAAGUAUUUUACUUAAUUCUGAAAUUCGUACUUAGACUCAAUCUUAAACAAAUCAAAAAAAUCAAAAGCCAUACGUUGAUUUAAGUUAAGUUUCUAAAUAUAACUUGUCUCCUGUUUUAGUCCCCCAAAUAGCAUAGUUUUUAGUGCAAUUUUACUUUUUAAAAUACAAAUGUUUUACUCACUUAUUUAUUGAUAUUUCUUAUAAAACGUUAUGUUUAUAGUCUUAGAAGAUAAAAAAAACGUGAAUUAGAAUAUAUUUGGCUUUCAACAAAGGCCAGUGCCAAUAUCGAUUAUUAGUCGAUUUUAAUCAUAGUACAUUUAUUCGGGAUUUCUUUAUGUUUGUAAGAAACCGUGUAUAUAAUGAAUAGUAAAAUAAAUAAAAAUGACUGUAUUUAUA
Molecule: messenger RNA, 3867 nt
Organism: Tribolium madens (black flour beetle)
Lineage: Eukaryota; Metazoa; Arthropoda; Insecta; Coleoptera; Tenebrionidae
Gene: svp
Product: steroid receptor seven-up, isoforms B/C
Exons: 8
Coding region: 1666-2979 (437 amino acids)
Biological process (GO): cell differentiation; anatomical structure development; regulation of transcription by RNA polymerase II
Molecular function (GO): nuclear receptor activity; zinc ion binding; RNA polymerase II cis-regulatory region sequence-specific DNA binding
Source: RefSeq, a predicted model, not a curated record